AAGUAAUGCUGUGGAGGGUGGAUCGGAAUCGUUUAUGACAGAUGCCCCAUAGAGGAUGGCUUUCCGUGGCCUUUAAAUGUUUACGACGUUCUCCAUGGUCGUAGAAGUACUCGUCGCAAGACGCGCAAUAGGAGGUGGAUUGGUAGUAAAUUGCGUCUGAUGGUUAUGGAUGGUGGUGCUGUGAUGGUGGAUGCUCGAGCAAGUGAUUGGUGCGAGUUGGAAGGACCGGAGACUCUGUGAUACGCUUUGAGGAUGGGUUGUCUGAGACUUGCGUCUCCGACCCUGUUUUGGUUCGUAUACACCACUAUAGGAUCUAACCCUCAGAAAGCAUGUUGCUCGCCUUCAGGAACACCGGUUUACAGUGGCUUUGCAAGUUCGAAGUCUUAUACGCCUCAUGCUACUUGGCGUUCGCAAUUCACAACUCGAAGCUCCCUUCCCGCUCGCUACCAUGCUACUGAUGGAGGGCAUCUUCAGCUCCCCUGACUCUGUGUGGUGAAUCCAAUCUCCGAGCUAAGCCUGAUGGAAGCCUUUCAAUUCUGAAGGCUCGCGACGCGUCUCGCUGAGUGGACAUCGGACUGGCGGAAACUCGGAGGUAGGGAUACCCCGUUCAGAUCAGCUUUGGUGGCCAACUCCAUCCACCGGUGUACAACGACGGAAGUGUACAUCAUUAAUCUCAAUCCUGGCCUCCACAGAUCGGGAGCUGUCCGACUACACCGCUUUAGAGGCUGGUUAUUAUCAGGUAAUGACAGGGUUUAUGGAUGCAAAAUAUGAGCUUGUAAUCUAGUCCUGGUCUCUUUCUCGCCAACCCUGUGCCCGAAAUUCAAUUCAUGCUGCCCUUCAACCGACGGUAACUUCACACAGUCACAUUGUCAAUCUGCUAAGUGAUAAAUCAGGAAAUGAAAUAUGGUGCUCUGUUGUACGGCCAUCACGCAAUAGCUAUUCUUUGCCAAACGCGCCAGAAACGUGUUCGACGCACCUCAACGUUCAACCUCCAUUUACAUGCACAUACGUCGUCUACGUCCGAGCCAUCUGAAACCUCCCAGUUCUGUAGAGCUCCCUCGUCCUCCAGAACAUCCAAGUUUUGUAGAACCACCUCGUCCUCUGGAACAUCCAACUCCUCUAGAACCCCCUCGUCCUCCAUCUACUAGUCAACAUAUCUUGAACGGAGCCCAAAACACUACGAUAGGGACAGCGGUGUUCAAUAACGUUGCCGGCGACCAAGUUCAAAAUCAUAACUACUAUUUUACCAAUCUGCUUUGGGAAGCGAUUAAAGACGUCGGGGCAUCUCAUAAUUCGGAACAACAGGUUGAUCGUGGCCAUUGCCUUCCUGGAACUCGUAAAGCGGUGCUCAAACUUAUUCAACAGUGGAGAGUUUCCGGAUGCAAGAGUAUGCCGGUGUGUUGGCUUUCUGGUGCUGCGGGCGUAGGGAAGUCAGCUAUUGCAUUGACUGUCGCCGAGGAAUGCGAGAGGGAUGGGCUUGUGGCCUCCUUCUUCUUCUUUAGAUCAGAUCCAAAGCGAAACAACCCGUCCUCCCUCAUUUUAUCUAUUGUACACGGCGUCGUGGUCAAAAGACCACAUCUGAAAGCUCUCAUCAACGAGAAAAUUGCUGCUGACCCCGGGAUCCUUACUGCUAGAUUGGAGAAUCAAUACAAGGAAUUGGUUCUGGAGAAUCUCGAUCAUCCGACUCCCCCUUCAUCCGGUCAAAGACUCCCCAACCUGGUCAUUAUUGAUGGCCUCGAUGAAUGUGGUAAUGCUGCGAUGCAACGACGGGUCCUCUCCAUCAUAUUUUCCACAUAUCGACAACCAUUUUCUUCCCCUUUGCGAUUCUUCAUAUGCAGCCGCCCCGAAGCCUGGAUCCAAGAAGAGUUCAAUCGGUUCAGUGGACUGAUCAAACAUAUCAAACUGGAUGAUUCAUUACUCCCCCGGUACGAUAUCGAGCUGUAUCUCCAUCAGCAGUUCCAGGAGAUCCGCAGAGACCCCAAAUAUUCACAGGUUGAAUUCCCAGACCCGUGGCCAUCUCGUUAUCAUUUUCGGUUGCUGGUUGACAAAUCAGAUGGUCAAUUCAUUUUCGCAACGACUACCACCAUGUUCAUCAAGGCGGACUACUCACUUCCAACUGACCAGCUUUGCAUCGUCGUCGAUACCAUAUCCAACCAGCCCUCUGAUUCCUCGAGAGAGUCACCGUUCGACGACCUUGACAAACUCUAUCUCAUGAUAUUACGUGCCAACCCUGACCGCGAUAAGCGUCUGCUUCCCAUUCUCGCAAUGAUCGUCGUAAUUCGGAAAACAUCUCCGGGGCCCCGGCUUAUCGAACUCGUACUCGGAUACUCCCCCGGCACGGUUGCUCAGACGUUACGUGCGAUGCACUCGGUGCUCGAUGUCCGUGAUCGGGACAAGGGCAUCAAGAUUUACCACACAUCCUUCACCGAUUUCCUCCUCGAUCCGGCACGGUCAAGGGAGUUCUAUAUUAACAAGUCCGAGUGGGUGGAUUUUCUGGCUUGUCGGUGGACUCGGGCUCUUACUGAGUGCAGAAAACACCCUGAGCUGCUAAGAUAUCCAAAUGGUUCUUCAAAUAUGUUGGUAGGCGGCUGGGAUGAGCUCCUUGCCCAAGUGCAUGGCCGUAUGAGCAGUGCGUUGAUGUUGGAGCUGGAUGCUUUCUACCAUGUGGCUUUGUCCACUUCCGUGAAGUUAGUGGGUCGCGAGGUGCUUCUUCACGUACUUGCGGCAAUUCUGCUGCUUCCAUAUGGUGAUCCACGCUCUUCCGAGUUUAUCCAACUGUUCCUUGGAAUUAGCAAAGAAGUUUUAGAUCAGACACUGCAAUCAAUGCACGGAAUGAUCAGGAUUCCCUUCCCGAGGGGCCUGCAUCACAUUUCCAUCAAGGAUCAGCAUUCCACCUUCCGGGAUUUCCUCCUUGACCGAGAACGGUCAAAGGGAUUUUUCAUUGACAAGGGCUCUCAGAGCAACUUUCUUGCACUGCGCUCCCUCCGUCUGUUGCAGAUUCAAGACGAGAGUCUGUCGGAGAUUUUACUCGAAAAUUGGACUCGCAUCUGCCGUGUCGACAGUCCUAUGGAGGAAUUGAUGCUCGAACUUUACCGGAUGGACUUGGGUGCCCUCCUCGCAAAGUCCCUUGACCACGGUUUGGAUGGGCUGUUCUGUGACUUUAAAACCAUCUCAACCUGGCUAAAUUCUAGAACCAACAGUAUAACCCCACCCGAUCUUAUUGAUCGUUUCAAAAAUGUCCAAAGAGGAUUUCAUAUUCGAAGCACGAGGCAGGAUGUUGAUUCAGGACACCACUACAACGUCAUCACCAUGAUCAUCCUUUCCAUCGUCAAAUGGACCUGGUCCACGAGUUACUCCAGGCCACGGGUAUGUGCCUCAUUGAUAAUGAGAAAUUUUGUGGACUACCGGUUCGAGAGUUUACGUGCAUUGGUCUCGGCCAAACUCUCAGCCGAGUUUUGUGGGUGCUCGGAGCCCGCAUUUGAUUCUAACUGUCUUUCAACCCCGCUUCCUGAUAAAACAGACCUGUAUCACAUCAAUAUCCCAGCUGGUUGCGCUCAAAUUUUCAAAGUAUUUGUAGCUGAUUUGAAGGCGCGAAGGAAUCUCACCCCCAAGGAGUACUGGAGUCUCACCGACAGCCUACUGGUGCGGUGUCCAAAUCUACUGACACGAUGUCUUCCCCUACCCGAAAUCCUUCCCCUUUUCCAGACAGUUUUGGAUAUUGCUAAGAGAUCGGGACAAUUUGACAGGCAGAUGAAAAGAGGAUACAAUCAAGAUCAGCUAAAGAAGGAGUCGCGAGACAAGCUGCUAUCAUGGCUCGAGAAUUUCCCUGCCGAUUGCGCUAAUGAAGUUGAAACUGCCAGGAACAAGCUCCUGUACCUAAUGCCACUUGAUGAAUGA
Marasmius oreades (fairy-ring Marasmius) is the source of this 3897-nucleotide messenger RNA. RefSeq lists its product as uncharacterized. The coding region runs from base 1000 to 3897 and encodes 965 amino acids. The transcript has 8 exons. Lineage: Eukaryota; Fungi; Basidiomycota; Agaricomycetes; Agaricales; Marasmiaceae. The record is from RefSeq and is a predicted model, not a curated record.